AUGCUGAUGGACCGGAACGGACCGCUCACCGUCCAUCCGCCCAGCCUGCCGUGGCUGCUGCCCUGGAUGGCCCGCUUCGCGCUGGCGGCGAUGAACCCGGCCGAGGUGCAGAAGGGCAAGGACAUGUUCAAGUCCCUGAUGAUCGAGGCCGACAUCGCCUGGAAGGCCGAGGUCCAGGCCUCCGGCCUCGGCGAGCUGUUCCGCACGCGCGGCGCGCUCUACGUCUACGAGAGCGAGGCCUCGUUCCAGGGCACCGACGAGAUGCGCGGCCUGCAGUCGGGCAAGGGGACAGAGUUCGAGAUCGUCGACGGCAAUCGCACGCGCGAGCUGGCGCCGGGCCUCAGCCCCACGAUCGUGCGCGGCAUCCACUAUCCGAACGGCACGCACACGAUCAAUCCGCACAAGGUGGUGACGACCCUGGCCGAGCGGUUCACCGCCGAGGGCGGCACCGUCGUGCGCGGCCGCGUGCGCGGCUUCCGCCGCGACGGCAAUCGCGUGACGGCGGUGCAGCUCACCGAUUCCGAGAUUCCCGCCAGCGCCGUCGUGAUCGCGGCGGGCCGCGCCUCCGGCGAGUUGACGCGCCUGCUCGGCUUCAACGCGCCGCUGGUCGCCGAGCGCGGCUAUCACGUGAUGGUCGCGCCGGACAAUGUGCGCUUCGAUCUUCCGCGCCAGUCGCUGGUGUCGCUCGACGUGCUGAUGGGCGGCACGGCGGAGAUCGUCGACCGGCUGGUCGCGGGCAAGCUCGAUCUCGCCGAUCUGCUAUGCCGUGCCGAAACUGCCCGAGCUGCGCGUGCUGGCGACCAUCCAGCCCAGCUCCGGCAUCGUCGUGGCGCGCGACCAUCCGCUGGCCGGCCGCAAGUCGAUCCGGCUGGCCGAAUGCGCCAACCACAGCUUCGUCUUCCCAGAUGCCUCCCUGACCUCGCGGCGCAUCCUCGAAACCGCGCUCGAACGGGCCAAGGUCCAUUUCGCCGGCGUCGUCACGACCAAUUCGGUCGAGGUGAUGAAGAUGCUGGUCCGCGAACACCGGCAGAUCGCGCUGCUCAGCCUGCCCGACAUCGGCGGCGACUUCGCGGACCGCGACCUGGUGCACAUUCCCCUGUCAGACCGCCAUGUCCGCGCCUACGAGCAGGUGCUGUAUCUGCCGCUGGCGCAGUUCACGACGCCGUCGGCCUGGCGCAACAAUCUCGAAGGCGUGCUGAAGUCGCCGGUGAUGCUGCUCUACAACAUCGAGAAGAAGUGAGGAUCGGCGCCAUGACGAAAGCGGUUGCCGACGAAUACCUGCGGCGCAUCCCCAAGGCCGAGCUGCACUGCCACAUCGCCGGCACGUUGCGCGCGACCACGGUCGCCGAGCUGGCGAAGAACCGCGCGGUCUACGAAUACUGCGAGGACGCGCAGCGCGACGGCAACCUGCGGCACGUCGAGUUCUUCUUCAAUCCCGACUACUUCUAUCCCAACGGCAUCGACUAUCCGUCGAUGGUGGCCGGCAUGGCGAACGGGAUCGAGCGGGUCGGACGCGACUUCGGCAUCUCGGCCCGGCUGAUCUGCUGCAUCGACCGCUCGAUCAAUUCGCCGGCCCAGGCCGUCGAGAUCGUCGAGACCGCGCUCGCGCAUCCGCACGAGCUGGUGGUCGGGAUCGGGCUCGACGGCAACGAAAGCGUCGGCCCGCCGGCGAUUUUCGCCGAGGCCUAUGCGCGGGCGCGCAAGGGCGGACUGCGCUGCACCGCCCAUUGCUGCGAGGAUUACCUCACGCCGCUGGAAGCGCCGCCGACCAACUACCUGAUCUGCCGCGACGUGCUGCGCUGCGACCGCAUCGACCACGGCUACAACAUGCUGGCUUCGGACUAUGUGAUGAGCGAAGCGCGCAAGGACGGGCUCUAUUUCACGCCCUGCGCCUGGACCAGCCUGCUGCACAAUCGACCGCACCGUCCGCAGCGCAUCCGGCGCAUGGUCGAGGCCGGACUGAACGUCACGAUCAACACCGACGAUCCGGCGAUGUUCGGCACCAAUCUCGGCCACGGUUUCAUGACGCUGUUCGAGACGAUCGGCUGGGGCCCCGACAAGGCCCGGCUGUUCAGCCUGAACUCGGUCGAGGGCUCGUGGCUGGACGAGAGCGACAAGGCGAGGCUGCGGAUCGACUUCCGCCGCCAGAUCGCCGCCCU
Messenger RNA from Ostertagia ostertagi, 2159 nucleotides. The record is from the annotation of a GenBank genome assembly. Lineage: Eukaryota; Metazoa; Nematoda; Chromadorea; Rhabditida; Trichostrongylidae.